AUGGCGCACGUUCCCUCCACCGAUGCAUCAGCAGGCCCACCGCCUCCCACUGAGCCUCCCAACGCAGGUGCCACAGCGUCGUCGAUCCAUCACUACGCUAUUCGCUUACCACCUUUCUGGAGCCACAACCCCACCGUGUGGUUUUUACAAGUCGAAUGCCAGUUUGCGUUAAGCGGCAUCACCUCCCAGCUGGCCAAGUUUCGGCAUGUGGUGAGCGUCCUGCCCCAGGAAGUUGCCGCCCAGCUCAUCGAUGUUCUCGCCGCGCCCCCCCGCCGCAAACCCGUACGACGCUCUCAAGGCUGCCCUGCUCGAACGGACCACCGCCUCCGAGCGAAAGCGCUUCCAGGAGCUUUUGUCAGCCGAAGAUCUGGGCGACCGCCGACCGACAGAACUCCUGCGUCACAUGCAGAACCUUCUCGGAGAGCGAGCAGCAAGCUCGUUCGAUGCAAGCUGCACGUUCGAUGCAACGUUCGUUCGAUGCACGUUCGUUCGAUGCACGUUCGUUGCACGUUCGAUGCAAGCUUCCUGAAGCAGCUGUUCCUACAACGACUCCCACCAACGGUCCAGAUGAUCCUCACGUCCACUUCAACACUCUCGCUUCCGGAAUUGGCACUCCUGGCCGACAAAGUAAUGGAGGUUGCCCUCCAUUCCAUCUCUGCAAUUCCACCUGCGGCAAUCACAAAUCCUCCCAUCCGUCCACACCCUCAGGCCUGUCCACCCACUGCUCUGCCGCCCGCGGACCCCAUUGUCCAGCUCCGCGAGGAUUUCGAGCGCCUAUCUGCUAUGGUGGCGUCCGCUGUUGCGCCGCGCAGCCCUCGACCGCGCCAUCGUAGUCCACGGCGUUUCGGCUCCCGUUCAUCCAGCCGCAGGCGUUCACCUCGACGUACUGCCGAAGACCCGCCUAUCGGCCCGUGCUGGUACCACCAGCGCUUUGGUACCGAAGCCCGCCGCUGCACGAGGCCCUGUACCUGGUCGGGAAACGCGACCGGAGACCGGUAA
Ornithodoros turicata is the source of this 999-nucleotide messenger RNA. RefSeq lists its product as uncharacterized. NCBI's taxonomy places the organism in Eukaryota, Metazoa, Arthropoda, Arachnida, Ixodida, Argasidae. The transcript has a single exon. The coding region runs from base 1 to 999 and encodes 332 amino acids. The record is from RefSeq and is a predicted model, not a curated record.